AUGGUGGCCGCCCAGCCCCUGCAGCUGAAAGGGGUCCUGGGGGGGUCCGUGCUGCUCUCCCCGGCUCUGCCCCCCAACAAGACGGUGAAGGAGAUCGAGUGGAGCUUCUCAGCCGGCGCCGGGGCCACCAUCCAAGUGGCAGAGUUCGGCCCCGGGGGCUUCGAGCGCCCGGACCCCAAGGAUCGGUUCAAGGAUCGGCUGGAGAUGUUCAACGAGACGGCGCUGAGGAUCAGGGCCCUGGAGCGGGGCGACAGCGGGGUCUACGGGGCUCGGAUUAAACUGCACCCGGCGCUGGUGGAGGAUCAGGCCUUCAGCCUCGCCGUCUACGCGUCGCGCGGCCGGCCGAGGUGGUACGUGUGCCUGGUGCUGCUGGCCCUGAGCGCCGGAGCCCUGCUCGGUAUCUUCUGGCUCUGGAGGAAGAAGAGGAGGAAGAAAGCGGCGGAGGGAGCCGCCCUCGGUUCCCUUUCCAGCGAGGACACCGCGCCGGAGCCAGCGUAUGCCGAGAUCCAGAGGAGACCCCCGCCGCAGGCAGAGCAGUGGGUGAGGCUGGGGGCACGGGGCCGAAUUCGGCUCCUGACCCAUCGCGUGGUGAUGCCGGGGACCAUCAGCAGGAGGGAGAAAAAGAAAUCAGGCUGCAGCAUUGUGGAUAAGCCAGAAGGAGGAGGAGGUUAUCAUUUCCCAGAGUGGGCUUACAAGACCGAGUCGAGCCCCGGGUCGCGGCAGAUCCAGCUCUGGCAUUUCAUCCUGGAGCUGCUGCAGAAGGAGGAGUUCCGCCAUGUCAUCGCCUGGCAGCAGGGCGAGUACGGGGAGUUCGUCAUCAAGGACCCCGACGAAGUGGCCCGGCUGUGGGGCAGGAGGAAAUGCAAACCCCAGAUGAACUACGACAAGCUGAGCCGGGCGCUCAGAUACUAUUACAACAAGAGGAUUCUCCACAAGACAAAAGGCAAAAGGUUUACCUACAAGUUCAACUUCAACAAGCUGGUGAUGCCCAACUACCCCUUCAUUAACAUUCGGCCGAAUG
Molecule: messenger RNA, 1021 nt
Organism: Opisthocomus hoazin
Lineage: Eukaryota; Metazoa; Chordata; Aves; Opisthocomiformes; Opisthocomidae
Source: RefSeq, a predicted model, not a curated record